AUGAUGCCUGGAGGCUUAAGUGAAACUAAAUCUGCAACUCCAGAAAUCCAGAAGAUAGUUGAUGAGGUAAAGCCACAGCUUGAAAAAAAGUCCAAUGAAAAAUAUGACCGCUUUGAAGCUGUAGAAUACAAAACACAAGUUGUUGCUGGGACUAUGUAUUUUAUAAAGGUAUGUGUUGGAGGUGAUCAAUACGUACAUUUGAAAGUAUUCAAACCUCUCCCUUACUCUAAUGAGCCAAUGGAGCUGUCAAACUACCAGACCGGCAAAACCAAGGAUGACGAGCUGACCUACUUUUAG
Molecule: messenger RNA, 297 nt
Organism: Phascolarctos cinereus (koala)
Lineage: Eukaryota; Metazoa; Chordata; Mammalia; Diprotodontia; Phascolarctidae
Product: cystatin-A1
Cellular component (GO): cytosol
Molecular function (GO): cysteine-type endopeptidase inhibitor activity
Source: RefSeq, a predicted model, not a curated record